This is a messenger RNA of Anopheles merus, 1214 nucleotides long. RefSeq names its product multiple epidermal growth factor-like domains protein 10. Bases 76 to 1086 code for a protein of 336 amino acids. Lineage: Eukaryota; Metazoa; Arthropoda; Insecta; Diptera; Culicidae. The transcript has 7 exons. The record is from RefSeq and is a predicted model, not a curated record.
CUCCGGGCAUGAUCAGUGUCGUCCAUCGCUCCUCCGCACGCACACAGGACUUGCCCGCUGCUGCCGCUUGACACAAUGGCCCGAUUUGCUGUGCUUCUCUUGAUCGUGCUCGCUUUCGAUUUUGCCCGAUCGAGCGAUCUGGUGGAGCUGACGUGCGAAACCGACCAGGACUGUGAGCCGUUUCGCAGCGCGACUGUUAACUCCACGUGCAUCGAGGAGCACUGCCGGUGCACUGACCUGUCCCAGAACGGCAAUGCCACCGAGUGCCGGCCGCUGGUUAACCGAGUGUCGAACCACAUCGGUGGUCAAUGUCCGUGCCAGGUAGCGAAUUCGUUCUGCCACGAGCAAACGCGCCGGUGCAUCUGCAAGGACGGGUUUCUCCCGAGCCGGGAGGACAGGAAGUGCGUCUACAAAUCGGUACAGCUGGGUGGCGAGUGCGAGAAUAACGAGCAGUGCUCGAACCACGACCACUUUGCCGACUGCCGGGAACAGGUUUGCCAGUGUCAGGAACACUUUGUGCUUCACGAGGGAGCCUGCCGCUCAAUCAUAGCGGUUGCUAACCUCACGAAGCCUUGCGCAGCGGAUGACGAGUGUGCGAACGGGACGGCCAACUCGGUGUGCCACGCCGGGCAAUGCCUGUGCGGCGUCGACUUUGUGGCAGAUGCGACCAACAGUAGCUGCCUGGCGGUGGCCGCACUCGAUCAACCUUGCACCGACACGAACCAGUGCAUUGCCUCGCUCGGGGUCGGCUCGAUCUGCUAUCGGGAGCGAUGCGGCUGCGAUAGCAAUCACUUCCAGUUCCCGCUCCCGGUGACGAACGCCACCACCGGCCAGCAGGCGGUACAGAAUGUUUGCGAGCGAAAAAUCGUACACGGAGACAGCUGCAAUGACGACCAAAACUGCUACCAAUUCCACGUCGGACCGCACGAACAGUCGAUGGAAUGUUACAUGAACGCGUGCGUGUGUUUGACCGGCUUCGUGGAAAAGAACAACAUCUGCUACAAGGCUAAUACCGGAAUGAUCCCCGUACCAUCAACCCCACUGCUAUUUGUCGUCAUCGGUGUCCUUUUGGGCGCAUUGUCAUAAAAAAGAGAGAUCUUGCCGUUCUUGAUGUGAUAUUUGUAUUCUUUAUUUCUUUGUAUUUAUCUUCAUUUCGUAGUUUGAUUGUUGUGUUUCCUGUGGCAUAUGGAAAUAAAGAUAUGAAGACGCUUGUU